Phragmites australis (common reed) is the source of this 1421-nucleotide messenger RNA. Its product is annotated as replication protein A 70 kDa DNA-binding subunit B-like. Lineage: Eukaryota; Viridiplantae; Streptophyta; Magnoliopsida; Poales; Poaceae. The record is from RefSeq and is a predicted model, not a curated record. The transcript is spliced from 6 exons. Bases 553 to 1161 code for a protein of 202 amino acids.
CCCCCCUCCUUUCGCCCCUUCAUGGGCCCAUGGAGGUUAGCCUGCCGGAAACACCGCCAGCCCCCCCCCCCUCCGGCUCCUCCGCGCCCCCUAUCCCUCCGCCUUCUCCGCGCCCCACCCGGCACCCCAUCGUGGGCCCAUGGAGGUUAGCCCGCCAACAGCACCGCCGAAAACACCGCUAGCCCCGCCAUCGGGCUCCUCCGUGCCCCCUAUAAGAAUUUCGCUUCUUGUUCCUUUCCAUCUCCAAGUGACGACAACAACGACGAAAGAGGUGACACUGAGGUUAGGAUGAGGCCAUUGAAGCGUAAGAGAGUUGAAGCGCCACGGGUCCCAACGCUCGAGGACGUGCAUCCUUACACCACGUGGAGUAUGUGUGUCCGGGUGUACCACAAAUUCCAUGCGGAGAGGUUCUCUGUUGGCAGGAAGAGGCUCAGCAUGGUGUUACUGGAUGAGAAGGUAGUACUUAUGCACACAUUUAAUUUCAGCUGCAAUAAAUAAUAUUUUAAUCAAAGUUAGAUUGUCACAAUCUAUCUACUUCUUUAGGGUAAGAAAAUGGCAGCUGUCAUAUAUGAUGAUGAGGUGGAUCGUUUUGAGCCAUUACUUGUAGAGGGACGGGUAUAUUAUGUGUGGCGGAUGUCCGCAGAACCAGUUAUGAGAAAUCAAGACUACAUGUUUGCAGAUAGUCACUUUGUGUGUCGUUUCACAUCAGUGACAGCACUUAAUGAGAUAAGAAAUGUGAACGAGCAAUUUAUCCCAUUAUUUCCACCGUUUAUGCCUUUUGACAAAGUUUGGCAGUUCACUCUGGAUAAUGAUAUGUAUGUUGAUGUCAUUGGCAUGGUUAUGUAUGUGAGUUCUAUGGGGCACAAGUACAGUUUCUACAAUCGAAAGGUCCCACUGAGAAAUAUUGUUCUAAUGCACAGCAGCUAUAAUAUUGUGAAGUUAGUUGUAUGGGACAAGUUAGUGACUGGUAAUCUAAGUACCUGGGAGAAAAUCGCAGAGGACCGUGCUAUUGUUGUGGCCACGAUGUUAAAUGCAAAGCGCGAUGACCGUAGCCUGCACACUACGGAUUUUAGUAGGGUCUACUUUGAUCCGGAUAUCGCAGUUGCACAUGAAUUACGACGAAGGAUCAAUAAUGAGCUCAGCGGGCCACCCUCUCCAUGAGUCAAAGAAGAUGAACUAUGGUCAUGUUGCAGAACUGGAGUCUUAGCAUAAUAGGACUAUGUUUUAUUUAAGCGUCGAUCUUGUACAUGGUGCAGAACCAGUACUCAAUAAAGUAGUAUAGACUGUCAAAGAUGAGGUCAGGGGAAGAUGAUUUGUAGCAAAGUUUAAGUUGUGACGGUAGACGCUGAAAUCUUUAGUCAUUCUUUUUUAUUGAGAAAGCAUAUGGGAACUUCGUGUCAAUGAACAUAUAUAUGAAGUUC